Messenger RNA from Monomorium pharaonis (pharaoh ant), 4906 nucleotides. Its product is annotated as limbic system-associated membrane protein. The transcript has 6 exons. NCBI's taxonomy places the organism in Eukaryota, Metazoa, Arthropoda, Insecta, Hymenoptera, Formicidae. The record is from RefSeq and is a predicted model, not a curated record. Bases 975 to 1844 code for a protein of 289 amino acids. Gene Ontology annotation, cellular component: neuron projection membrane. Gene Ontology annotation, biological process: synapse organization.
UUAGUCGCUUGCCAACAUCACGACGUGCCGCUCGUGCCUCGCGAUCGUCGGAUUUACACGCAUCCGUUCCUCUCCCCUUCACCACCCUCUCGUCGCGCCGCUGUCAGCCCCCGCGCGUCAUCGGCAUCCGAUACGCCACCGGUCCGGUCCCGAUCGAUCGGAAGGGGGAGGAUCGUCGAUCUUUCUUUCGAUUUACCCUUCGGCGAAUAGAAUCACGAGUCUCAUCGAACUUUCGAAUUUGUCGGAAACAGCGCGCGUGUAUUUUUACGUGUGUGCGACGACAACGACGACGAGAGAUCGCGCGCGUUUUUUUUUUUUUUUUCCCCGGGCGAUGAUGCGAAGGCAGUGCGCAUCGGGGAAAGUGUUCCGAUCGACCAGUUGAAAUGUGGAUCGUGCGAUUGCGAUCGCGCACUACAAAGGACGAUUGACAGUGUAGUGACUUACCCGCCGGGACGCGUUUUGCUCUCGCUCGGGCGAACGUUUUGUUCCUCGGCGAUCGACUGUGAAUCACUUCGAACUGAGGUGAUUGAUCGCGGUGUGAUGACAGGAUGAACGUGGGCGCGGGUGCGCGCGUUCACUCCCAGGACCAGUUCUCGCGAUUCGGAUAAGUGGUACCGCCUCCUCGACGAAGAGCGAUCGGUCGGCGCGGUUCCGCGGUAUCAGCUGCGACCGCGGACCGGAAGUUACUGCACUGCGUGCGUGUUACGCCGUCAUUGCGGUAAACGGCGCGUAAAAGUGCGCGUGGGACCGCUCACGGCGCAAACGGAAGGCCUGGUUCUGCCUCUUCUUUUUGAGUCGAAGAGGAUUUCGCAGUGCGAUUUCCCGGCGGCGAUUUGGAUGCGCAUCUCGAGUACGCGAUUGGGAACGCGACCUCGUCCUCCGAGGAGAUUCGCCGCGUUCGAAAAGUGUAGUUCCGAGAUCCCUGUUUCGAAAGGGAUGUAUGUCUGAGGAAAGGAGAGCGGCACGAGUAUUUUAUGAUCAUCAUGAAGACACUUUGGAUCGUGGUGGUCAUCUUACUCGAGAUACACUUGUACUUCACAGUGAGCCAGGCGAAGCAUCAGCAGAAUUCAAGUGCCAAUAAUGCAAUCGCCCCAUUGAAUGCGCCGGAGAGUAAAAAUGAAGAUGUUCUUGAAGGACCAAUUGGAGAGGUGCUUGCUCAAAGUGGUACCACGGCAAUUCUGCCGUGCAAAAUCACCGAUCCUGGAGCUGGAACGAUCACGUGGGUGAGACGGAGGGACAGACAGUUGCUAACAGUCGGUACUAGUACACACUCCAUUGACAAAAGAUUUGUCGUCAGGCACUCGAGCACCGAUUGGCAACUCACAAUACGCACUGUAACUGUAGACGAUGCCGGCAUCUAUGAAUGUCAGGUGACGUCGCAUCCGGUGCAGCGAAACUUCGCUCGUCUCAAGAUUACGGAGGCGUACUCGAUAAUACCGGGUGCGCCUGAUCUGCACGUGAAGCAAGGCUCGAGCCUCCGUUUGGAAUGCCAACUUAUGGCGGCCACGGAAAAGCCCCUUUACGUCUUCUGGUAUCGUCAGGGUCGUAUGAUAAAUUACGACGAGGAGCCCGGCGUCGAUGUCAAGCUCACAACGAGCGGCUCCAUUCUGACGGUGAACAAAACGAAGCUUACGCACGACGGUAAUUAUACGUGCGUACCUAGCAAUGCCAAACCGGCGUCCGUCAUGGUCCACGUGAUCGAAGAGGAGGAGAAGCCAGCGGCGAUGCACGGGGGCGACAGAAGGAACCUCAGCCCGGCAAUUUUGGCGAGCAACUUUCUCGUGUCCCUCCUGGCGGCCGUCAGCUGGAGGAUACCGAGUUUCACGAACCUUUACCCGACGUGAAUUACCGCCGCCCCGGCGACGUUCUUCGGCCCGUGUGUCCCCCGCGACCUGACGGCGGGCCCGGCGAGGAAACGAGUUCCCGAAGUCGUUGUCCCGCUGCCUGGUGCCUCGGCACGAGCCCCCACGCUCACUUUCGACCCGGGAAGAAACUCCGGUUGCCGGGGAUGAUUGUGCGCGUGAUACCGCGAACUCCGGCGACACCCCGGUUUACCUUACGUGUGUCUCUUUUGCGUAUACUAGAUAGACGCUAUUCGGGGUUGACAGUCGCGCUGGUUCGACGGCGUCCUGUAGCUCAAGGACAGAGAGUCGCCGGUGAGUCCGAGUUUGUUUCGAUACGGUGCGCCCACCCUGUGUGUGUGUGUGUGAAACCCGUGUCUUCAGCCCUCCGCAUCUUAUCUUCCAUCUUGCUGCCCGUUCUCGCGCGAGUGCCCGCGUAAAUGUGCUUGCCGGGACGACUGUACUCCGUUUUGGAAUUGAGCUAGCGAUUUACUGUAGGAUACGUUUUACUCUUAAAUUCUCGCGUAAUUCUCUCUAUGCGUUUCGUUGCGCGCGAUGUUACAGUCCAAACUCUCUCUCUCUCUUCCUUUCUUCUGUCGACGAUAACGAUGACAAACAAGAUUACGGCGUGUAAAUACGAACGCAAUUUCUCUUGUUGCACCUAGAUAUUCUUUUGUGUACGAUAAAUCGUAUGAAACAAUAAUUCAAAGGGAGUAUUGAAAAGAUGGAUAAUUUCGAAAUAACAAUACAAAAUCUCGCCAUGUGAAUGUAACAUACCGUGAUAAAUUUCGUGACGAAUUUUAUCGUGAAUAAUAUUUCUGUAUUACAAAUGUGUUCUCCUUUCAUUAUAUCGUCUUGACCGUGCAAUAUGGUUUUCCCGCGACAGAAUUAUGAAUCAAUUACUUUGGAUGUAACCGCGUGGACCGCAAUGAGACCAGAGGAUUAUGGAACUAUGGUACUAAGGUACGUCGUAAGAUACGCAUUGGUGAAAAAGUCGCGCGAGCGGGAGGGGAGAUGCCCGAUUUGUUUGGACAGGAAACUCGGUUUCUCGCAGGAAAUUCGUUUUCCGAUGUGCAACCCUUCCGCUCGAUAUGCGGCUCGUCGAUAUCUUUCGGUGUGCGUGAUUCGGUGAGUCGUUUUCUUCGUACGUGCGCAUUCUACAUAUAUACAUAUAUACACGUAUAUAUUCGUUACGUACAGACAAAUGUACACGGCGGGAGCUCGAUUUAUCGUUCUUCCAAUUAAUCGCGGUACCGUUCAUAUUUUCGAAUCCCAUAGUGAUUUGUAUCGCUUAUCGUUUUGCCGCAUUCAUUGAUUGCGCCGCAUGUUUUUGUUUGGCCCAAACAUCCCUUUCGAUUGCGUUUGAUCGAGCUUUCACCGUACGUACGGAUACGUUAUUGCAUAACGUAGAGGCUGCUGCGAAAAUUCUGUUUGUCGUGACCAGCAUUCGCGGCGGGACCGUAAUAAUAAUGAUAAAUCGUACUCUUUGAUUGAAUCUGCUACCGUCAAGCCUCUUUUAUUUUACAAAUUAAAUUCACCAAUAAAAAAAAAAAUGGAAAAACAUUCUAUCCGAACGCCAUGCUCUAUUAUAAUAGAUAAACACGGGACUUGGAGGUAAAAAAUAUCGUGUAUUGAUUUGACCGGUAUGCGGUGUACAACGACGGAAAUGCACUUUCAAACGUGUGAAGACUGUAAAUUCCGCCCUACGGUAAUCUUGUUAUCUUUUGCCGGUAGCGGAGAGUUUAAAUAAAUCUUCUUUCGAGCCGGUGUACGUUUCUUCGAAAACGCGACAGGAUAAGACAAGCAGAUUUUUCGCAAGACAACUUGAUUACGCGAAACCUGAGGUGGAUGAGCGACGUUCUUUCCGCGCGUUCUGUAGAAGCCUUACCUCAAUUUCCCGCUGACUCCCGCAAUGCCGUCGUCGUCGUCGUCAUUGCGAGAAAGUUCUUUAUCCACACCUCGCGACUCUCCGGGUGGUGGGUAUACACUGAAGCAUCCUCGCUCUCUAUCUCUCUCUGUUUGUUCGCCCAGUGUAUACCUAUCUUUAAAUAAAUGAUAAAUGCAAACCUUCGUUCAAACCGAACGAAUGUCCGACGUGAACACAAAAGAAGAAACGUGGGGGAGACGGCGAGCGCGAGAGGGCGAGCGUUUGCUCUCCGUUCGUUUGCUCCCCGUUCUUUUUUUCCGCUCUUCUUCUGGUGUAUACCCACUUUCAUAUGUCCUCAAGAUUGAUGAAUAAUCCAGCUUCGGAUGGGACGCGCGUCACGCGAACGAUGCGAGCGAUCAGGAUCUUUCAGGGCGCAAAAAAAUACACUCCUUCAAUUGUUUUAACGAAAUUGGACUAAUACUUUAUCUUACUUUUGUGUAAUUCCAUGGAUGGUGGAAACGACUUUUCCCAUCGAGCGGAACUGUGUUCCUCGUUUCAUUGAAAUAGUGAAAAUAAUGCAAAUAAAGUGAAAACCCAAAAGACGAGAUAUUUAAAAGGCGCUUAAAAGUCAUCUUCUAGAUUCUUUUAUAUCCUUUAGAUUCUUUUUUCCCGGGUACUUAGCGCCACAAAUUUAAAAAUGUAAAAUAAUGAAGAGGCAGAGAAAAGAAGCGAAGGAGUGUAUCUCGGAAGAAUUCUCGCAUUUCUCGGUGUUUCGCGAACGUUUCGCGAGAGAUCGAUGCGCUGAUCUCGCAACUUUCUGCGAGGGGAGAGGGGGAAAUGCAAUGAGCGUUCAUGGUCUUUAAACCAUACAUUGAGUUUUAUGCGCGGCACGCACGACACGUGACGAUGCGGCCGCGGACUCGCGCUCAUCAACGUUAUUUAUCUGAAUACGUGGAAUCAAUGUAAAUACUAAACAUUCUAACUACGCAUUCAAUAAAACAUUAAUCGUGACACUAUGCGAAUGUAAUAAAUUUAUUCCCUACGUCUUGUAAAAUAUUCCCGUUCAUUAUUUUGAAUAAUUCGAAGUUACUUCGACAUAGAUAUUUUUAUUAGUUAGGUAUUGUGCAAUCUUUUAGAGUACACAGUGUAAAAACGUUUGUGUAAGUAAUAAUAAGAUAUAAAAGUGUUAUGAAAAUAC